Cataglyphis hispanica is the source of this 4728-nucleotide messenger RNA. RefSeq lists its product as uncharacterized. The transcript is spliced from 7 exons. Gene Ontology annotation, molecular function: ligand-gated monoatomic ion channel activity. The coding region runs from base 1 to 1617 and encodes 538 amino acids. The record is from RefSeq and is a predicted model, not a curated record. Lineage: Eukaryota; Metazoa; Arthropoda; Insecta; Hymenoptera; Formicidae. Gene Ontology annotation, cellular component: membrane.
AUGGCAAUUUUAUUUGCUUUAAUUAUAUCGCGUAACGAACGACGAUUGCAGGCGAUAUUCCCAUGCGUUCUGGGAGAGAUAUGUCUCAGAUUCUUUCGAAACAACCAGGAAACCAAGAUCAUCUGGAAAAAAGCGGGAUAUGUUUGGCUUUGGAACGCGAUAACGGAGAAAUUCGAGCAGCUCGAGGCGCUAAAGUGGAACAACACUGCCUUCUGUAGCGUCAACGCGAUAAAUGAUGUGCGUGGAAAAACUCUCGUUGCCGCCAUGGAUUUCAUAAGUCCAUAUAUUAUCAUGAAUGCGGAUGAGACUAAAGUAACGGGAUUAAUAGGUGAUGCCUGGGUGGCGUUGGAAGAAGCUUUAAAGUUCAAGACAAUUUAUCUAAGUACGAGACGGUCGGUCAUCGAGUCCUCGAUGAAUGGAGAUGCUCACGCACUGCUGGCUGCCACGGCGAUGUACACAUACACAACGAGUUAUUACACCUACAGCAUACCGCUCACGACCAACUCAUACGCUCUAUUUGUUCAAUCGGAAGGUGCGAUUAUCACGAGAUGGUGGUACAUUAAUAUCUUCAGCUAUGAUUUAUGGCUGGCGUCUUUGAUAUCCGUUAUAUGUAUUACAUUCACUAUCAUGGGAAUAUAUCAUUUGAAGAAGCUUAUCUGUGUUAAUUACAAGGAGUGCAACGAUGAGCUUUCCUCAUUAUCUUUCAGUUUUCUUUACGUCUUAGGUGGCAUGACCGGCCAAGGAUUUGAGAAAAUACCGAGAAGUUGGUCCCUCCGAUUAAUAAUUCUAUCCUUCUUGAUGAUGGGAAUGUUAUUGUCAUGCGGAUUCUGCAGUGCUCUUACUUCUUGCCUAACAAGCAAAGGAAACUCGGUUCCUCUAGCUAAUCUCGAAGAUGUGGUGAUGAAAAGGACACACACGCUUUGCGUCAGAACGACCAGCAGUGCGUAUCGUCACUUUACAGUGGAUAGAACAGAGGAAGGUGAUCUGCUGGACGAUUGGAAGGGAUUGGUGAACAAUGACUGUCCCGAUAUGAAAGACAGCGCGUCUUAUGCUUCAAAAUUAUGCCGUCCUGGUUUCGUAUAUUUAGAAGCACCUGCUAUAUUUCAACCAAUUUAUCAUAAAAUUGAGCACAAUUGUCGCAUGAUACAAUUACCCGAGACUUAUUGGAGUGUUAGAUUGACAUUUCUACACACUAGAACAGCGCAACAUCGACAACUCUUUGACAUUUAUUUAAUGCGUAUGCGUUCGGCUGGAAUAUUCAAAUAUCUUGAAAAAAAGUGGAUUCCAGAAGAAACUUAUAAACAAUCCAAUUAUCUUCAAUUGAGCAAUUUUCAACCAGUGGAAUACGGGCAUAUUUAUGUAACUAUCAAUUUUUUCUCUAUAAUUAUUGUUAUCAGCGUGUUUAUUUGCAUUUUGGAAAACGUGUGGUACAAGCUGCGAUGGAAGAAGAAAAAUUUUAAUUUAACAUUGGAAAUAUGUGACAAUAACCUAAAUGAAACAAAGGUAUGUCAUAAAACGAGAUAUAAAAGAUCUCGAAAACUCAACUCGAUAUUAUUAUCUGAAAAUGUGAAAAAUCCUGCAUUUCUUCAGAACGUCACAGUACGAAUUAAUCGAUGAUAAAAAAAAAUAUCACAUUUAUAAUUAUAAAUAUAUCUGAAAUAUAUAUCCCGGCGCGUUAUAUCAAUAAUAUUAUCUCUUUACUUUCGAUAAAUAAGAUAGUCUCAUACGAGUAUUCCAAAGCUAAUACGCGUCUUUAGAAUCAUAAAAAAUUACAUGCACCCAUAUAAUAUAAUCAAAAUCAAAAUUAUAAUAAAUAAUACUGUUUAUCUCAUUGAUUAUUAUUUUACAUAAUUUCUUACGCAUAAUUUUUUAAUAAUUCAACUUAAAAAAAAUUUUCGUUGAGAGAAAAUAUUAAUAUAUGAAUACAUAUAAUAUAUUGAAACCAUAUCAUGUGACAUAUUUUUGUGGAAGAGAAUAAUGCAAAGAAUAUAAUUCUAGCAGUAAGCGCAAAAAAUUUUUCUAUUUCUUUAAUUUUGAUUUAAUAAUAUAAGCAUAUAUAUAUAGUACAUAAUGUACAAUACAGAAAAAUAAUCAUGGCGCGAACAUUGUCAUUGAACGAUGCGCUUUCUGUGUUACACAAAACCAUAUAUACGUAUAAUAUCUUCGAACACAACACGCAACAAUGUAAUCGCAAAGACGAUACAUACUUCUCUCAUUGUUACAAUCGUUAUUCACAAUUAUUAUAAACAACGAACAUUUACAAAUGCAUGAUGCAUCGGCGUCAAAUAUUUAAGGCCUAUAUGGAUCUUACGCUGUAAUUAGAGAAAAUUUGGCUUCUUCUUACGUGGUAUUUCGCCACGUUGACUUUUUAAAGGGGAUACGGAAAUGAGAGAGAAAUGGAGCGAUUCCGGCGAGGAAUAAGAUGCGCGGAAUAGAACAUCCCAUAAUUUUCUAAAAUUUUCCCAUUUCCGCAUUAUACAUACCUUGUCGAUUUUUCAAAUCUGACGAGUUUUUAUCCCUAACACAGGGAUCCUAGAUUUAAUCCUAGAUAUAUCCCCAAUAGGAUCGUAUAAUUUUAUCUUGUGAGAUAUCGUAUUCUCUCGGGCAUAAAAAUGCACAUUAAUAUUUGAUUAUUUUUUGUCCUAGAAGAGAUAUUUUCGAAAGCCCAACAACUAAAUUCUUUAUUUAUUUGUUCGAACAAAAAUGUACAACAAUGUACAAAAAAUGAAGAAAUUAUGUAAUAAUUAUGACUUCAUAAUGCAUAAUUAAUCAUUUUGUCAAAAUAUGUCAAGAUUAAUGGGUUUUUUUAGAGUUAUUGUUACAAUAACUCUCGCGAGAAUAACGUACUUCUUCGGUGUUCAGCAGUAUAAUCUAAAAAAAGUUAAGCGUAAUUAUCUAAUUAUCGGUAGUUUUUUCGUCCUUUCAUACCAUUCUCAUUACGAACCUAAAAUCGUAAAUAAAUUUACUACGUGCGUCAGUAAUAAGUGUGUCUUACGUAAUGUACAAUGAUGUUUUUCAUUAUCUAUAAUAUUUUUUGCUCUCUUUCUUCUAUAAGAAAAGACUACAUAUGGAUGAAUGUGUAGUUUUUUCUAUUUUCUUUUAAAUGAUUGAAAAGGAAAAUUUUGAUUAGUGUCUCUUUUGAAAUAUGCAACUGCACUCAAACUGCAAUAUUGUUAUUCUUACAGCGCAAUUAAUGAUUUUCGUGAUAACUAAAAAAAUUUAAAGUAAAAUAAAAAUAAAACUUAUGAUACAUACGUCACAAGAUGCAGAAAGAACAAUAACAUUCUGUGCCAUGAGAAUUAUUAAUAGUUUAUAUAUUUUUUAAUAAUUUUAUAAUUAUUAUUGACUUGAACAAAACUCUGUUAGAAUCUUUUAUCAAAAUGAUGCAGCAACAUAAAAUACAUAAGCCAAAUAAAAUUUUCUUAUAAAAAAAUUUAAAUAUAAUAUUUCUGUAGAAAAUAAAUAUAAAUCUCACAGAAAAUAACUUAUUAAUUCCUUCAUAUCCAUUUUUUGCAAUAUGAAUUUUCGGAAAUUACGCUGAUCAACUUCGUUAUGUAUAAAUUUCUUUAAAAAUUUUGUUUAGCAAAAAAGUAAAGUUGAACAGUUUGGUUCUUGAAAGGAUCAUAUCAUGUAUCGUAUGUAUCGCAAGUUUUUAUUUUUAUUAAAUUUAUUUAUAUUAAUAUGUGUUAAUCUCUUAAAGCCUGUUUUCUAUUCAAAAGUACGCAACGCAAAAUUUUUCACAUGGUUUUUAUAUCGCAGAAGAAAUAACUAAAUUGGCAAUAAUUCCCAUAUUGUCUAUAAUAUUUCAAGAUAUGUUUGCUAUUGACUUCAUGCUCUCGUUUAGCAAGAGAAGAUUACAACUGUAACAUUUUUGUAGCUUUAUGUUUUAAUCGUUGCAGACCGAUUACGAUGAAGUUUAGUUUCUUACUAAUUAGAAGGCUAAAAUUAAUGUUAAUAAGCAUUAAAAAAAAAAAUCUAUGUCAUUUUAUUGAUAGAUAUACACAAGCCUUAUCAAUUUCAAGAUUGCAUUAUUUACAAACUCUUUUUAGCUUUUAUCAAUAAAAUGUUAUAUGUUAUAAGCUCUCCCGCAUGUAAUUAUUCAAUAUAUUAAUAUAACUUUUGUGAAAAGAGAAGUUCAAGAAAAAAAUAUAUAUAAAAUUAUGUUUUGGCAAUCCUAUGUAAGCAUGAGAGUCAAACAACAUUUUGCAUUUUUACUAUCAAGUACAGUACUUAUAUCUCUAUAUAAAAAAAACUUUGUACAAUAUUUAAACAGAAACGAUUAUUCUUUGCAAAAUAUAAUACCUAAUCUUCUUUGCAGUCAAAAAUCAUAUGUAAAAAUUUAUAAAUUUAUAAAUUUUUUCUCUUUAGAUUCCAAAUGCUCUCUCUUCCCCCCCACUUUUCUUUUUCCGAGAAAGAAAAAGUUUUUAAAAAUUUGGUAUUCGCUAUUUCACAAAAUAAAUCAGUUCUUUUUAGCGGAGACAUUUUUCUCGCUAGAUGGAAAAGUCAAAAACCUCUAAUUCGUUCGAAUAUCAAAUAUGCGCUGGAUGCCACAAAAAAAUAUAUACAAUUAAGCACAAUUAAAAAUAUUUUCUUGACAUCAGCGAUAGUGUCGUCUCGCGCGCGUGUCGCGUUACCGCGAUCUCGACGACUAAAUUCCGCCUACGCGCGCUAAUCUCGUCAGAAUGCCAUCCAUAAGUAUUUUUUUUUUUUAUAAAAUAAACUUCUUAA